CAUUGGCAAGCGACGAUUAUGGGGCCUCCCGACAGUCCGUAUCAAGGCGGCGUAUUUUUCCUGACUAUUCAUUUCCCUACAGAUUACCCCUUCAAACCCCCCAAGGUCGCCUUCACAACAAGAAUUUAUCACCCAAAUAUUAACAGUAACGGCAGCAUCUGCCUGGAUAUUUUGAGAUCGCAGUGGUCUCCCGCGUUAACUAUCUCUAAAGUCCUUUUGUCCAUUUGUUCUCUGUUAUGUGACCCGAACCCUGACGACCCGCUAGUGCCCGAGAUCGCCCGCAUCUACAAAACAGACCCCGUUAAGUAUAGCAGACUAGCGAGGGAGUGGACGGAGAAGUACGCCAUGCUGUGAGCGGUAAGCUCUGAGGGACGUGCUGAUU
Messenger RNA from Etheostoma spectabile (orangethroat darter), 382 nucleotides. Its product is annotated as ubiquitin-conjugating enzyme E2-17 kDa. The record is from RefSeq and is a predicted model, not a curated record. The coding region runs from base 19 to 354 and encodes 111 amino acids. Lineage: Eukaryota; Metazoa; Chordata; Actinopteri; Perciformes; Percidae. The transcript has 5 exons.